AUGGCAAACAACGGGGGACGCCAAGGUGGUGCUGGUGGUAACAACCAAGCCGAACAUGUUGAAUUUACAGUCCGGGCAGAAGAAGAUUUGUACUUGACGGGUUCAGAGAAUACGAUUCGUCGGGUGACUGCCGAAACUAAUUACUCGUGUUUGAUGUUGAAGACACAGCGCUUUUCGUCCUUGUUUCGUCACUACGCCAAAUACCAUGGACUGCGAAAGGAGGACUUGGAGUAUUACUUUGUCAAUCCAUUAGAAAAUGAAGAUACACCGGAAUCAGUUCAAUUGCAGCGGGGUGACACGAUUAUGGUUCGCAAACGACGAAAGCCAGAGCCUCCAGAGCCAGCGGCGGACGACGAUGAAAUUUUUAGAGACUUUCGGGAUCUGUUAGAAGAUGACGAGCACAUGGACGCAAUAUUUUUAGUUCCCAAUGAGAGUACUAGUGAUACUAUGGAGGAGGAGGAAGCCAAGCUUCCAGCCUCCAUGACCGAAAUUCGUGCGCACAAGUGCAUACUCACAGCUCGUACCGACUACUUCAAGGCCCUCUUUCGCAAGGCAGAAGAUGGAGAAAUGGCGUUUCGAGAGUCCCAGGAGUGCACCAUUAAUGUGGAGCCCUCGUUUACUGCUGGACACAUUCGGUAUAUGCUGGAAUUCAUCUACACGAAUCGCAUUCAAUCAAUUCGAUCCAUUUCGACAGAUGAUCUCCUUUGUAUAUUGCACUUGUCGGACAAGUGGCUCUUGCGUGACUUGAAGCGUCUCGUCGAACACGAGCUAAUUCGUCACCACAUGAAUGUCCAUACUGUGGCUCGCAUGUACGGAGCCACGGAAGACUUCAAGGCCCAACGAUUGUCUCGGGCUUGCAUCAACUUUAUCAUGACCAACCUUCGCCAAGUGACUGGGAACACUUCCUUUGAAGAGGAAAUGAAGAAUUAUCCACACUUGUGUAUUCCAGUGCUCAAGGCUGCUGCGGAUUUGAUUCCAGAAGGGCCAGUCCACAAGAAACAACGGACGGAUCACGGGACGCUGUCCAGUGGAGUUUCCAGCACUCCUACUAAUGCAGCCGCCGCCAUGGGAUCUUCUCCGGUGCCAGACUCGGACCCUUAG
This is a messenger RNA of Cylindrotheca closterium, 1101 nucleotides long. The record is from the annotation of a GenBank genome assembly. NCBI's taxonomy places the organism in Eukaryota, Bacillariophyta, Bacillariophyceae, Bacillariales, Bacillariaceae.